UUCAGCUUUGAUCACAGAAAUAAAUUACAUUUUAAAACAGAUCACAAUUUAAACCAGUUAGUUUAAAUUAUAAUAAUAUUUUACAAUAAUACUGCUUUUAAUGUAUUUUUAAUCAAAACAUUAAACACUUCUUUCAAAAACAUUUAGAAAAUCUUACUGACCCCAAACUUUUGAACGGCAGUGUACUGUAUGUAUACAAACACAGAAUUGUAUUGUUCAUAUUUUAUUUCUUCCAUCUGGGGCAGGAGGUUCAGAGGGCUGAGUGAACAGGUGGACGCCUCUCCUGUCUGCUCCAGGCGCCUGAAUGACAGACCUCAGGGGUUAAAAAAGCAAGAACAGCCAGCAGUUGCUGUUCAUAGCAAAAUAAGACAUAAGUUGUUUAUCCUUAAUAAUUCCCUUGAUCUCUUGAAACUCACAAAGACAGAAUGAGGUCUGUCUGAUGAAACUCACAACAAGUAACUAACCAGAGGAUAAUAUAUUCAGAAUUAUUUCAGUUGUAUUCUUGAUCAUUCCAGUUGGAAAGUGUGAAGUGCGCAAAAUUUGAUGUUAUAGAUUUAUAUGCAGAGAGUAACCAGUGGUAGACAGGGGGCAUGUUUGAGAAACCUAUUUUUUUUUAAAAAAGGUUGUUUUGUUUUGUUUGAUACUAGUAGCAGCACUGAAGUUGUGAAGAUGCAGUAAAUAACCUUCGUUAAACAAGUAACAAUGUGCAUGAGCCAAAUUUGGAACUCCAUUCUCCUCAAUGGUAAACCCAGGAGCUGCCUGCGCACCCAAGAUCUUCCUAGAAAAGAGAGCCUAGAGAAGAGAGAAAACUUGCUUUGCCAAAACAAUUAUUAGUUAGAUAUCUAGUUUAAAACUUUGAGAGCAUUAUUACCAACAAUAAAUUAUGGAUAUUGGCUGAAUGCAUAGCAGUGAUGAAGGCAAUUUAAUGGUUCUCAUCCGUCACGCGCCCAUCUCAGGGGUUUGGCUUGUGAACCCUUAAGCUUUCUGUCCUUGUUUGGAGGGUGAUGAUAGGAUGGACCAACCCUGCUGAUGCAGUUGGGGAGCGUUGAGAAGGGUAUAAAACCUCUCAAAGGUCAUUCUCAUUCCUAUUCCCCAUCUCACACUCUCUUGCUCACCAUCUUGGUGGAAGAAUGGCUCCUAAAAAAGCUGAACCGAAAAAGGAGGCGGCAAAGCCAGCGCCUCCUCCUGAACCAGAGAAACCCAAGGAGCCUCAGUUUGACCCAAAAAACAUUAAGGUUGAGUUUACAGCAGAUCAGAUUGAAGGUAAGCAUGUGCGAAACCAAGUAGACCUAAAUUUUCAUACCACUUCCUCAUGUCAAUAUCCUAUCCACACAGAAUUUAAAGAGGCCUUCAUGCUAUUCGACAGAACUCCUUCUGGUGAAAUGAAGAUCACUUACGCCCAGUGUGGUGACGUCAUGAGGGCGUUGGGUCAGAAUCCUACAAAUGCAGAGGUGCUCAAAGUACUUGGCAAACCCAAACCUGAGGAAAUGAACACCAAGUUGAUUGACUUCGAGACUUUCCUGCCUAUGUUCCAACACGUGUCCAGGUCCAAAGAUCAAGGCACUUUUGAGGACUUUGUUGAGGGUCUGCGAGUGUUUGAUAAAGAAGGGAACGGCACUGUAAUGGGCGCCGAACUUCGCCAUGUACUUGCAACAUUGGGUGAGAAAAUGACAGAAUCAGAGGUAGAACAGCUGAUGGCAGGACAGGAAGACGGAAACGGCUGUGUCAACUAUGAAGAGUUUGUUAAACACAUCAUGGCUGGAUAAAUGAAAGAGCUCAGAUCAGGCACUACUGUCCUCUGCAGUUAUCAACAGUCCUUCAGCCCAGCUCUACGCUCUCUAAUGCCCUUGAACUAGUUUUCCUGUAUGAGAUUUUUUUUUUAUUUUUUGCUUGUGUUGCACAGAUUUUCUACAACAUCAAACGCUACAAUUAUUUUGUAAUGCUUUGCAAGGAGAAAACUCCCUCCAAGUAUAUGUUGAAAUUGAACGCAUUUACUUCCAAUGCAUUUGUUGGUAUAUUAGGCUGCUUGUAACAUUACAGUUUUUUUUCUCAUAAACUUAUGUCAAUGAUUUUUUAUGUGUCAGUGCACAUCCACAAAAUCUAAAACACACUGUCAGUUGGUAUAAAAAUAAACAAACAUCAAAAUUAAAACGGACCUUGCCUCAGUUACCUAAGACACAGCUGGAGCAGAUUUCCUUAUAAAAACGGAAAAUAAAUAUAAAAGACUCUGGAUCACCAAUGUCAGUGUGAAUUACAGAUUUACAGCUCAGACAGGAUGAAUGACAAGAGGAAAUUAACAUUUCAUGCGUAAAACGUUUCUCUUCAAAGAAGGUUUCUUAGAUCCUCAGAGUUGCAUUUUGGUUAGUAGUCAUUUGGUAAAUGAUCUUAAAUAAAGUGUUUAAGUCAUAAAUGUGAUGAGAUAUAGAUGGAGUAAACCAAAGAUAUCACAUACUGUGACCUAUGUGAGAUUACUGAUGUAGUUUCCAGAAUUUUCAUACAACAGAUGCUCAGAUGUUUGUUUCUUCAUGAAGAGGUUUAUUGACAGUUAACGGCUAACUGCUCAUUUUCUCACUUUAUCCCAUGUUAGUACAGAAUUAAAUAUACUAGAGAGUCUAGUGAAUAAAAUUAUCCACAAUUUGUGUACACACACGGUUACAUUAUAGACAGCUCAUUCUCAUGGAUUAGUGAUAGACAUGUGUGGGUCCACAGCUGGCAAGUGUUAAUUUACAGACCAGAACAGCUCUCCAUUCAAAGGCUAUUGUAUUUUUCCUGUGUGUCCUUGUGGAUCAUGGCAACGGAGAUGCUGUCAUUUGUCUCUCUUAUUGUUAGGCUGUGGGACGCAAGCAUCUCCUUUGAUUUUUCAACACAAUGACUCAUAAAUAGCACAUUAGCUUCAGCUGUGUCCUGCAGGAUUGAGAAACGCUGAGGCAGAGCAGGUUAUUGUGUUACUGACACAUGGAGUGGUAAGACGUGCAAAGAUACACACAAUCUAUCAGCAGCAGUACAAGAAGGGAUUCUUCUCAGUUGCAGCCAAAGCUGCUGGAUUACUGUGAAGUUUUUCAUGCUAAAUAUAUUUACAGCCAGAAAUAAACUGCUACUUCCCGUCUUGUUGCCAGGAUACCUUUGUAUUCACAGUUGGAAUAGCAAUGUUCAGUUCAUUUUGUUUGACUUGGGCCUGUAUAGUCCCAUGUAGUCAUAGUAUAAUAUUCUAGUGUUGUUAACUUAAAAAAAUAACCAGUGUUGUCUUAACAAUAUAUCAUAUCUUGUUCGUGUUUUGUUAUA
Onychostoma macrolepis is the source of this 3282-nucleotide messenger RNA. It is a transcript of the gene myl4, whose product is annotated as myosin, light chain 4, alkali; atrial, embryonic. Gene Ontology annotation, molecular function: calcium ion binding. The record is from RefSeq and is a predicted model, not a curated record. The transcript is spliced from 6 exons. Gene Ontology annotation, cellular component: myosin II complex. NCBI's taxonomy places the organism in Eukaryota, Metazoa, Chordata, Actinopteri, Cypriniformes, Cyprinidae. Bases 1131 to 1766 code for a protein of 211 amino acids.